Messenger RNA from Aricia agestis (brown argus), 2502 nucleotides. It is a transcript of the gene spz3, whose product is annotated as protein spaetzle 3. The transcript is spliced from 7 exons. Gene Ontology annotation, biological process: regulation of Toll signaling pathway; central nervous system formation; innate immune response. Gene Ontology annotation, cellular component: extracellular region. Gene Ontology annotation, molecular function: Toll binding; growth factor activity. The coding region runs from base 230 to 1690 and encodes 486 amino acids. NCBI's taxonomy places the organism in Eukaryota, Metazoa, Arthropoda, Insecta, Lepidoptera, Lycaenidae. The record is from RefSeq and is a predicted model, not a curated record.
UGUCCGCACGCACGCGUAUAACGGAACGCGCCCGCGCAUUCGAAAUUCGAAUAAAUUUUUUGUUCUGUGCACUUUCGUUUUUGACAUUUAUAUUUUUUUUCGUGUCAUCCGAGGACAAAGGACAUUGAGGUGGAUAUACAGUGACAUAGUGUAAAGUGUUAGUGCAAUGUUCUUUUUAUUAUGAAAACAAAGACGAAGUUAACCACGGUUUAGUAGAUAUGUGCUAGAUAUGGCUCUGACAAACUUCAGCUUAGAUCUCGGAGCGGCGGCUCCUGUGGUUGCGGCGACCACGUCCACUCCUCUACGAGUUGACCUUGACGACCUUCUGUACUCACCAGAGGAACACCAGGCCGAGUACGCACCCAGCUACUCCGGCAAUGAACCCUUCGAGCCUCCCCAAGGUCAAGCGCGAAGGCCGAAGGUCAGAAAACGAGCCGGGCCCACCUACCUCCCCCCACCGAAUCAGUACACCCAGUACCCCAGACAGGACGUCCCCCGGAACCCCUUCAAUAGUCAAUUACACACACAGGUAUACCAGAACACAAGACUCGAUAUCACGCUAGGCAACCAGAGGGUGCAAGAAAUAAAUUCACACUACGACAACGCGGGCCAAUACGUCCACGAUCCAGCCGGGGACUACGAUUACGGGCAGAGGAAUAAAAAGGGUCCCCCAACGCUUAACCCGGGGUACGCGGAGCCCUACCCGCCAGCCACGACACCCGGCCCAACAUCUAGUCGAAAAUUUGAUAACCCAAACCAAAAUUUUAAUUACAAUUAUAACCCUAUCGCACCACCGACUUCGACGCCUAGUCCGAAGCCGGCUAACCCUCAGACGCCGCCGGAUAGACCGCGAGGGUUCACGAAGGUGGAAGCGAACAGUCCUGGCGGGAAGACACAGCUACACGCCAUCUUAGAUUAUGAUGAUGAUUACUACGAAGACGACAAUGAAUCAGAUUCCGGAGGGCCAGCAGUUACUCCACUACAAGGCCCAAUAUUCGUGAGGAACGGUUCGGUGCCUGUGGUGCCGUUAACAUCCUACCCUACAGUCAACAAUGGAUCAUUUUACCAAAUACCUAUUUUAUGGACUGCAUUGUCCCUGGCUCUAGGCUACGAGCUCCAAGGACAGAUCAUCAGAGGUGUACCGUGUGUGAAAAGAAAUUUUCAGCUCUACUGUCCGACUGCCGGGAAUACCUAUCCGCUGGACAAGAUAGAGAACUUUAUAGACGAGAACAAGGCGCUGAUCAAGCGGAUGUACGGGUCGUUCACGACGCCGGGCGGCAGUCGCGUGCGCAGGGCUCCAGGAGUGCCGGACCUGCACACCGGCGACUCCUUCUUCCGGCACGUGAGGCAGGCACGACAGGCUUCGAAGUCAUUGCCUGAUGCGCAGUCCGUCAAUAACACUGGACGGAUUGAUUCCUGCGAGAGCAAGACGGAAAUAAUGACGCCGUACUGGGCCCUUAACUCUGCGAGAAAGUUGCGAGCCAUCGUCAACACCAUGCACUUUGAACAAGCCAUACAUCAAGAGGUCUGCAGCAAAGAGUCAACAUCGCGGUGCUCCGGGGACUGCGGGUGCGAGCAGAAGUACAAAUGGCAUAGACUCCUGGCGUACGAUCCCAACGAUGACUGCGCCGGCAUCUUCAUGGACUGGUUCCUCUUCCCCUCAUGCUGCGUCUGUCGAUGUAAACCUUAGCUUGAACAGGCAAUAUUGAGGCAAUUGCCAAGUAGAAUGGAACAACAAGCAAGAUUUUUGUAAACAAUAAAUAUUGCUAAUAAGGAUAGAUUUGGCAUUUCAUUUGCAGGGGGCAGACCCGUCAUAUAAAACGCUGCCUAAUGGCCUCGUGGUUUCUAAAACUGUUAUUACGAACUUUCACCUGCCACCAGGCGGAGCUUUUUCGUGUCAAACAUUUGUCAAAUGCCACGAACACAUAUUGAAGACGUGUAGAAGUACCUUAAUAUAAGAACAGUCAAGAAACGAGACGCAACAUAAUAUAAAUUAUAAUUGUUUACUACCUCGCUCCGCUACAUUCUUGCAAUGGAAUCUUGAGAAGCUAGAGCUGAACUAGAGUAUCUUUAGCUAGAAGGCUAAAAACUAAAAAGAUAUAACUAUUAAAUUGAGUUUCGCCGUAAAUGUUGCUCUAACUUCUUACCCAUUAUCUUUAUAAGAACUAGUUUCUGAAUCUUAUAAUAUUAUAUGUAAUGAUAUUGGGUGUAAGCUUUACUAAAUAAAAUGUACAGUUUUUUAUCCUGUAGCUAUCUAUCCCAUAUCGAUCGCAGUAUCUGCGAUAUGGGCGGAAAAACUAGAUACCUACUGUAAAAAAUCUUAUUGACCCUAAACUUAAAUAAUAUUUGGUUGUUACCUAAAUAUUUUUAGGGAAACACUAAACGAGGAAAUAAGGUGAUUUAUAAAAACAGGUACAUCGAAGAUAAAUCAUGUUUAUUAUUUUUUAUCAAUUUAUUAUGCAAAACUAAGGACAAAAAAGUGGACAAAAUUUCUUUGACUAU